UGAUGAGAAGGAAUUGGUAAUUUAAUUUAACUUUUUUUUAUUGUUUAUUUAUGCUUUUAAAUUUUCUAUUGACGAACACUAGAAGAGGUAUAUUUUUAUUCACAUUAUUUAUUAUGUUUCAGGACCUUUUUUAAUGGCGGAAAUAGUAGGAGCAAUAUUCGGUGCAUUGAGUUGCAUUUGUGGUACUCCAACCUGCAACUGUAUAGAUCAACAUAGAAAUUUUAAUGAUGAUGUGGAUGAGCUGAGAAGAAAAUUGGACAAUCUAACUAGCCAGAAACAAGAUAUAGAAUCAAGAAUACAAGAAGCAGAGGCUCGCAGGGGACAAAUGGUUAGACAACAAGUGCAAGAAUGGCUUAAGCAAGCAGAAGAGAUCAAUGUUAAACUGCAAGCAUUUUUGGAAAAGGUGCAGGGAGUCAAGUGGUACAAGCGUGCUUGUCUUGACAGACUUGUUUGUAGAAAAAUUAAUAUGGUGAAGGAAAUGCUUGAUAAAGGUAGUUUUCCUAAAGGCCUUGUUAUUGAGAGGGCUCUAGCUCAUGGAAACAUAAUUCCAACAGAGAAUUUAGUGGGGCAAGUUUCUACUAAAGAAGAAAUUUGGAGGUACUUGAUGGGUGAUGAGGUUGGAAUGAUUGGAGUUUGUGGGAUUGGUGGAGUUGGAAAGACCAUGAUCAUGAAGAAUCUCCACAAUGAUUUACUAAGGGAGACUAGAUUUGAGAAAGUGAUCUGGGUUACUGUAUCAGAUCGUCUCAAUGUUUUCGAAUUACAAAAGAAGAUUGCUGAUGAUAUGGGCCAAAGACUUCGAGAUGAUGAAGAGGUGAUGAUGCGAGCAGCAGCACUAAUGGAAAUAAUGACAAGAAUCGGGGAAGAAUGUGUAGUGCUUCCAAAUAACCUUGAGGAUUUGUGGAUAAUUGAGGGUAGAAACAUGAGAAGCAGCUUAAACAAAACAGUUACGUUAGAAAUGGAAGCAAAUGAGUUGAGACGGUGCUGUAUUUGGGAUUGUGAAGAGAUAGAGUGCGUGGUUGAGUUGGACUCAUCUUCCUCUUCCUCAUUGUGUUGUCCAGUACUUGAUAAGCUUGAACUGCUGCAACUUUGGACAUUGCCUAAGUUAUGUGAAGUUGUGAGAGCGGAAGGAGCGGCAACACCAUCGCACAUCUUUUCCAAUCUUAAAACACUUAUAAUAGAAGAUUGUCCAGGAAUGAGGAAAUUGCUUCCACCUGAGCUACAACAGGCCUUCCAAAACUUAGAGGAGAUUGAAGUUGGUAACUGCAAACAAAUGGAGGAGAUAAUAGCAUCAUCAGAUUCAUAUGCAUCAUCGGAUAAAUUCACUUUUCCCAAGUUAAGGAGAUUGUGCUUGUGGUAUUUACCCCAAUUGAAGAGCAUCUGCAGUGCCAAAGGAGUUAUGGUUUGUGAUUCUAUUGAAAAAAUUCAAAUAUCGAGAUGUCAAGAGUUAAAGAGGAUCCCAGUGCAACUUCCCCUACUUGAUAAUGGCCAACCAUCUCCUCCUCCUCAUCUCAGAGAAAUCAACAUGGAUAAAGACUCCAAAGAAUGGUGGGAAUCAGUGGAGUGGGAUCAUAAGAACCUACUUCACCCUUUCUUGAAAUAUUUUCCCUGGUGAUUAAGAGACGAAAGGAAACAAUUUUUGUUGAUUUGAAAGGAAUAAACGAUCACGAUCUAGAGUAAGAAAUCAUCAACUUAAAGUUCCAUUGAUUUGGUGUCAUAAACGAUCACGAUCCAGGAUUUGGUGUCAUAAACUCCAAGUAGUGAGUAUUGAUUUCACUCUGUUCAUUUUCUAUCUGUAUCUAUAUUUCGAUCCUAAAUUAACUUUCAAAAUUAAU
Messenger RNA from Rubroshorea leprosula, 1832 nucleotides. The record is from the annotation of a GenBank genome assembly. Lineage: Eukaryota; Viridiplantae; Streptophyta; Magnoliopsida; Malvales; Dipterocarpaceae.